Molecule: messenger RNA, 2033 nt
Organism: Closterium sp. Naga37s-1
Lineage: Eukaryota; Viridiplantae; Streptophyta; Zygnematophyceae; Desmidiales; Closteriaceae
Source: the annotation of a GenBank genome assembly
AGCCGCCUCUAAACCCACCUUCCACGCACUCCCUCUCCACUCUGGUCCCCCCAGGCGAUGCCGUACUCAGAGAGGGGGUACCGCAUAUUCAUCCGCUUUUGAGGCGCCUCCAAGCCCCGCCCCACCCUCUCGUGCCACCAGCAUACUCGGAGGGGCGGUACCGCAUAUUCGGGGAGACCAUCGACAUCGCGGUGGGCAACUGUCUGGACCGCUUCGCCCGUGUGCUCAACAUCUCCAACGACCCCAGCCCGGGCUACAACAUCGAGCAGAUAGACUGCUUCGCACGUGUGCUAGGCAUCUCCAAUGACCCCAGCCCCGGCUACAACAUCGAACAGGUGAGGAUGGGUGUGCGGAUAGGUUCUGGUAGCGCUCUGGGGAAAGAGGUGGAAAGAUUGGGAGCAGGGAAGAACGCCCGGCUGUGUGCAGCCCACAGCCGUAGAUGGCUGCUCCCUCCUCCCACAACUAUGGUGUGGUGGAUGGCCGCUCCCUCCUCCCACAACUAUGGUGUGGUGGAUGGCCGCUCCCUCCUCCCACAACUAUGGUGUGGUGGAUGGCCGCUCCCUCCUCCCACAACUAUGGUGUGGUGGAUGGCCGCUCCCUCCUCCCACAACUAUGGUGUGGUGGAUGGCCGCUCCCUCCUCCCACAACUAUGGUGUGGUGGAUGGCCGCUCCCUCCUCCCACAACUAUGGUGUGGUGGAUGGCCGCUCCCUCCUCCCACAACUAUGGUGUGGUGGAUGGCCGCUCCCUCCUCCCACAACUAUGGUGUGGUGGAUGGCCGCUCCCUCCUCCCACAACUAUGGUGUGGUGGAUGGCCGCUCCCUCCUCCCACAACUAUGGUGUGGUGGAUGGCCGCUCCCUCCUCCCACAACUAUGGUGUGGUGGAUGGCCGCUCCCUCCUCCCACAACUAUGGUGUGGUGGAUGGCCGCUCCCUCCUCCCACAACUAUGGUGUGGUGGAUGGCCGCUCCCUCCUCCCACAAGUAUGGUGUGGUGGAUGGCCGCUCCCUCCUCCCACAACUAUGGUGUGGUGGAUGGCCGCUCCCUCCUCCCACAACUAUGGUGUGGUGGAUGGCCGCUCCCUCCUCCCACAACUAUGGUGUGGUGGAUGGCCGCUCCCUCCUCCCACAACUAUGGUGUGGUGGAUGGCCGCUCCCUCCUCCCACAACUAUGGUGUGGUGGAUGGCCGCUCCCUCCUCCCACAACUAUGUUACGUUCGGCAGCCCGCUUCCUCCCCCCUCCCUUCCCCUCCCUCACCGCGGCGCAUCCCGCCGACGAGGGCGGACGCGACCACCGCGGCGCAUCCCGCCGACGAGGGCGGACGCGACCACCGCGGCGCAUCCCGCCGACGAGGGCGGACGCGACCACCGCGGCGGAUUCCGCCGACGAGGGCGGACGCGACCACCGCGGCGCAUCCUGCCGACGAGGGCGGACGCGACCACCGCGGCGCAUCCCGCCGACGAGGGCGGACGCGACCACCGCGGCGCAUCCCGCCGACGAGGGCGGACGCGACCACCGCGGCGCAUCCCGCCGACGAGGACGGACGCGACCACCGCGGCGGAUUCCGCCGACGAGGGCGGACGCGACCACCGCGGCGGAUUCCGCCGACGAGGACGGACGCGACCAUCGCGGCGAUUUCCGCCGACGGACGGACACCCGCGGGCGACGAGGCGCAUCCGCGGACGGACGUGCACCCGCGGGCGACGAGGCGCAUCCGCGGACAGACGCGCACCCGCGGGCGACGAGGCGCAUCCGCGGACAGACGCGCACCCGCGGGCGACGAGGCGCACCCGCGGUCGUACGCGCACCCGCGGGCGACGAGGCGCAUCCGCGGACGGACGCGCACCCGCGGGCGACGAGGCGCAUCCGCGGACAGACGCGCACCCGCGGGCGACAAGGCGCAGCCGCGGACGGAUGCGCACCCGCGGUCGACGAGGCGCAGCCGCGAACGAACGCGCACCCGUGGGCGAACAGGCGCAUCCGCGGGCGACACAAACGCAGCUGCGGGUAACCCGGCGCCGCCGCACGCAACAUGA